AUGGGAAGUCUUAUCUAUCUCACGUUAACCAGAUCAGAUAUUGCAUAUGCAGUGAGUGUGAUUAGCCGGUUUAUGCAAAAACCGAUGAAACGUCACCUGGAGGUAGUACGUCGGAUAUUAUGGUACGUGAAAGGAACCAUUGACUAUGGAAUCCAGUACCACAAUGAUAAAGAGAUUGAAGUUGUCAAAUACUGUGAUGCUGACUAUGCUCGUGAUCUCAACACACGUCGGCCAACUACGAGUUAUGUGUUCAAUCUGGGUACUGGAGCAGUCUCUUGGUCUAUCAAUAGACAACCAACAAUGUCACUAUCAAGUACAAAAGCAGAAUACAAAGCGACAACUAUGGCUACACAAGAAUGUGUGUGGUUGACACAAUUACUAAAGGAUCUGUAUCAACCGAUUGAUCGGGGAAUCAAGUUAGCCUGUGAUAGUCAGUCUGCAAUACGUUUAGCGGAAAAUUCUGUUUUUCACGCGAGGACAAAACAUGUGGAGGUACAUUAUCAUUUUGUCCGAGAAAAGGUUCUACGGGUUGAGAUUGAAAUUGAACAAGUGAACACGGAGGACCAAGUUGCUGAUAUAUUCACAAAAGGUCUUGGAGGACCAAAGUUUGAAAAGUUUCGUAAACAACUUGGCAUGACCUCUAGACUAACUCUGAGAGAGAGUAGUCGUUGA
This is a messenger RNA of Beta vulgaris subsp. vulgaris (sugar beet), 672 nucleotides long. Its product is annotated as secreted RxLR effector protein 161-like. Bases 1 to 672 code for a protein of 223 amino acids. The record is from RefSeq and is a predicted model, not a curated record. The transcript has a single exon. Lineage: Eukaryota; Viridiplantae; Streptophyta; Magnoliopsida; Caryophyllales; Amaranthaceae.